Funneliformis geosporum is the source of this 1465-nucleotide messenger RNA. Lineage: Eukaryota; Fungi; Glomeromycota; Glomeromycetes; Glomerales; Glomeraceae. The record is from the annotation of a GenBank genome assembly.
AUGGAACUAGAAAAUAAAAAAAAUUCUAAAUUAUUAGGACUGAGAAAAUUAAAGGAUAAAUUGUUAAAUUUAAACCCUCUCCACAAUCGAAAAAUAAGGUUUUCAUUAAAAGCCGAAGAAAAUUUUUCCCUAGAUUUAGAAAGUUUUUUCCAGUCAUCAACCCCCGAAACUAUUUCUAGAUUUCAAAAAAAAGUAGUUCAUCUCCAAAAGAAAAAUUUAGCAGUUCAGCAAGAAAAAGGAUAUAAAGCACUCUUUCUGGGAGUUAUUUUCGUGCGGGGAUAUUUUUAUAGCAAAAAUGUUCUUCGCUUAGUCAACGCUCCUUUAUUUUUGCUUCCUUGUGAUUUUGAUGUGAAAAAACUUAAAAAGUUAAGUCUUUUUUUUCAUACAGAAAGGAAAAUUAAUUACAAUUUGCUCUAUUAUCUACAAAAAGAAUUAGGUUUAACCAAAGAAAAAUUAACUGAUUUCGAGAAUAAGAUAAAAAGUAGUAAAGGAAUGGAUGGGUUAGAAAAUUACCUAAAUUUUCUUACUCAAGAACUACAAAAUUUGGUGGCCGCUAGUCCAGUUAAAAUCAAACUCUCGCUAACUAUUGCUUCGCUAAUAAGAGAGAAAAAAAAUUUUCCAACUGAGCAUGAAGAAAAAAGCAGAGAAACGAAAUCAGAAAAUAAAUCGAAUUAUUUCCUUUCUGAUAAAGAACGAAAAAGUGAAUAUUUUCAACCUGAACCAUUUCUCAAACUAACUAUCAGUGAUAAGCCAAAAAAUUAUCCUGAAAAUCAGUUAGAAAUAGUUUUAAAUUUUUGUCUAACGAUUGAUAGUGAACCUAAUUUAAGUUUAUUUCGUGAUUUUGAAGGAAUUAUUGAAGAAUAUUCGCAAGAUAGGACAAUUAAUUGGUCUAAUUCAGCCUUGGCCUUGCUAAGAGGAGAAGCGGGAAACGUAGUGAGUUAUCCGGAAACAACAGAUGCUAAUCAAUCGCCAAAACCUCCUCUCUAUAUUCCCUUUGAAAGCGACCCUUCACAGACUCGUAUUUUAAAAGUAAUCUUUCAUGAUUUUACAGAAAAUACUCUUUGUAUCGAUGGUCCACCCGGCACCGGAAAAAGUCAAUUAAUUUGUAAUUUAUUAUCUAAUGCUUUGGCUUAUCAAAAGAAAGUUUUAGUAGUUUGUGAAAAGGAGGUUGCUUUAAAAGUAAUUGCUGACAAGUUAAGCAGCAUUGGUCUUAAUCCUUCUUUCAUCAAGAUAAGUGAACUGGCUCAAACUCCCCGGAUUUACCAAGAAGUAUUAAACAGCCUUGAAAAUAACCAACAAACAAGGGUUAGCCAUUAUUCUUACUUCAACAACGAAAAACAAAUUGCUAGUUUAGAAGAAAAGCAAAAAUCUAAUUUAGAAAAAAUUGCUAAAUACUGCCAAGUGGAGGAUAAAUUCCGAAGCACUCGGCAAGUCCCUCUCUCUGAGAUUUACCUAAAACUCGACA